UCCAUGCCCUACACCAAUGCUGUCAUCCAUGAGGUGCUGAGACUAGGCAACAUCAUCCCCUUGAAUGUUCCCAGGGAAGUGUCAGUUGACACCAAGUUGGGUGGAUUUAACUUGCCAAAGGGCAUCAUGAUUCUAUCCAACCUAACUGCACUGCACAGGGACCCUAAAGAGUGGACCACACCAGAUACCUUCAAUCCAGAGCACUUUUUGGAAAACGGACAGUUUAAGAAGAGGGAAUCCUUUCUGCCAUUCUCAACGGGUGAGUUGUGACAUCCAAAAGAGAAUUCAAAACUC
Molecule: messenger RNA, 294 nt
Organism: Grammomys surdaster
Lineage: Eukaryota; Metazoa; Chordata; Mammalia; Rodentia; Muridae
Product: cytochrome P450 2J3-like
Exons: 2
Coding region: 4-270 (88 amino acids)
Biological process (GO): xenobiotic metabolic process
Cellular component (GO): intracellular membrane-bounded organelle; cytoplasm
Molecular function (GO): oxidoreductase activity, acting on paired donors, with incorporation or reduction of molecular oxygen, reduced flavin or flavoprotein as one donor, and incorporation of one atom of oxygen; heme binding; iron ion binding
Source: RefSeq, a predicted model, not a curated record